Drosophila virilis is the source of this 1673-nucleotide messenger RNA. RefSeq lists its product as uncharacterized. NCBI's taxonomy places the organism in Eukaryota, Metazoa, Arthropoda, Insecta, Diptera, Drosophilidae. The record is from RefSeq and is a predicted model, not a curated record.
CUGUCACCAUCUCGCUCGCACACUCAUUAGGCAUGUUGCUGCUGCUGCUCGCCACAUUUUGAAUUUUGCGCAUGCAAGCUUGUGCUCAGCACAGCCCACAUUUUUGAGUAUUCAGUGCUGCGCGCGAGUUCGAGCUGUGGACGUUGGACUGGUCUGGCGUUUUUUAAAUCCAAUCCUAAGCAAGAUCCGGCUGCAAAUUGAGCAUGAACUCUCGCGAUAGACAGUUCUGGACGGAAUUCCUGGAGCUCUAUCGAUCCUUGCCGGCGGUAUGGAAGGUCAAGAGUCCGGAGUACAGCAGCCGGGCCUUGAAGUCCGCCGGCUACGAGCAGCUGGUGCAGAAGCUGCGCGAGGUGGAGCCGUACGCUGAUCGCGCUCUGGUGGUCAAGAAAAUCAAUUCGUUCCGUACAAACUUUCGGCGGGACUUGCGCAAACGUGAUCAGUGCACCGAGGAGGAGCCAUUCGUGUCGACUCUGUGGUACUUUGAGCUGCUAGGCUUCUUAGAGGGACAAGAGGAUGCCAGCUCAUGCCAGAGCUUGCACAAGGCUAGCAGUCCAGAGCCAGAAGCUCUGCCCGAAGCUUUGCGCCACACCGCUUACGACGAGCCGCGUCGUAAGAAGCGCCGCACGGCAGUCAAGGAAGAGUUAACUGCAUCUCCCGCACCUGCCGAAUUACGUUCCGGCUUGCACUCGCCCGCUUCUCCCCUUACCCUGCCUUGCAGACAGCAGCGCCAGCGUUUUUCCACAUUCUGCGCAUCGGAAGCUCUGGCCCACACUUGGCGCAGCCAAUUUGACGAGCUGGCGCCCCGGCAGAAGCUUCUAGCCCGCAAGCUCAUCUCAGACGUACUCUACUACGGCUGCAUGGAGCAACUGGAGCCGUGCCAUGUUGCCCAGCUGCAGCAGAUGAUGCUGCGUCGCAGCUCGACGCCGCACAUUGAGGAUGUUCCGGCUUUGCCGCAUCUCGGCAAGCUGUACUCCCUGGACGGAUACGAUGAGCGCAAAUCUGGGGAUUCGGAUGGGUAGGGCAGGUGCCAGAGACGGUCCUUUUAUUAAUCUAAAGCGUUUGUGAAUACAAUAAUACGAGGAGCUAACUCAACCCUAAAUUACGUUAGCCUAAUAUUUAUAUAUACAUGCAUAUACAUAUAUUUAGAUGCAUAUGUGUACUUACCCAAUAUUCAAUCACGAUUAUUUUAAUGCAAUUUUUUAGUUGGACGUUUGAAACUGAAAGAAAAAGGCAAGUUGAGAGCGGAUUAGAGUAAGAGUAGAAGAAGCACGAGAAAAACGAGAGAUUGGUAAAUAAAAAGAGAUAGGGAAAGAAUGAGGGAGAUAUAAAUUCAGAAAUAGAGAGAAGGAAAGAAACAUUCAGAAAGUAAAGGAUAGAGAUAGAGAGAUAGAGAGAGAGAGAGAGAGAGAGAGAGAGAGAGAGAGAGAGAGAUGAUAUUAGCGUGAGCUAACACUCACUAUAAAAGCAUGAAAGCUUCUAGUUACUUAAAUUCAUGAGAAUCGCAUAGUAGAGCGACAACUUAAAAUACGGUUUUCUUUUGAUUUGUUGCGCAGUGGGAAGAAAAGCUUGGAAUUAAAGAACAAAUAUGCACUCAUACAUAAAUUUACAGGGUAUCUUCUUUUUUUGGAUCUUAGACAACAUAUGAAGGAAUAAUAAACAGCUCUUAAAAGUGA